This is a messenger RNA of Naegleria fowleri, 1404 nucleotides long. RefSeq lists its product as uncharacterized. The coding region runs from base 1 to 1404 and encodes 467 amino acids. The transcript has a single exon. Lineage: Eukaryota; Heterolobosea; Eutetramitea; Acrasida; Naegleriidae. The record is from RefSeq and is a predicted model, not a curated record.
AUGUUCCAUCGUCAACCCCAGAAACAUGUUACAACCUCGUCCUCCUCGUCCUCCUCCUCAUCGGACACUCAAACAAAGAUGAUCCAUGAACCCAAUUACACUCUCCAAUUCUCAGAACCUGUUUGGAGUUCAUCUCCUGAAUUUCCAUCCACCUUACGAUCACAAUUGAAAACAAGUCCACCAAAAUGUUCCAUCACUGUGGAUCGAGAAGGAGCAGGAACACUCACACUCGCUUCCAAAAACGACUCACAAAAACAACACAAACAUUCCAUUACUGGCUUUAUAUAUGAUAGCGAGACCAUUCCGACAUUCAGGGCAUCGGUUAUUAUGAAUUUCAAAAAUGCAAAUCUCAUUCGUCAUCAUGGAGAUCUCUAUUUUGCAUUGUAUCCAAAUUAUAUUUCGGGUCCACAAACAACUCAACUCAAAAUUCCUGUCAGAGGACCAUUUGUGGAUGGAGAAAAGAAGAUGAAAGGCCUUAAUGCCACCAUUGACUACAUUGAUGAUCAUGAAAGAGACUAUGCUCCUUGGAGAAUUAAAGGAAUAUCGGUGGUAUUUGGAGAAUUAAUCGAUGAAAAUAACAAAACAAUCACUGUGAGCGUUUCCUUGCCAAAUCUUCCAAGAAAUCAACUGAAAGUAUUCAAGUGGAAUUUAUUAAUUUAUUUGAAUAAGCCAGACUCAGAUGGGGUGUGCCCAUAUGCCAUUUAUACAAGCUCUGAAACAUUUUCAUAUUCGAAGAGACAUUUCACAGAAAAUGAUGUGAAGGCAAAGAAGAAAAAAGGCACAAAAAGAAAACAACACGAUGAAAAUUAUGAAGAAUCAUCAGAUAUAGAAGACAAUGAAGAAUUCGAUGACAGUAAUGAAGAUGAAGACUCUGAUACUGAUGAUGAACGCUAUUUACCCAAUAAGCGUUCUAAAUCUUCUUCUUUGAGAUCUACUCGAAACGGUUCAAACUCAUUGCCUUCUCCUUCGAAAGAAAGUAGUUCACUUCAGAAAGCCAAAAGUACAGAAACUUCUGAUCUGGCUCCUUUAGAAACACAUCACAUGCGAGCGAAAGAGUUCUUGAAAGAAACUAUGAUUGAAAAUACCAUGAAAGAGUUUAAAAAGAUAAUGUCUGAAGGUAGCGACAAGAAAUGCAUGUCACAAGAAAAUUUCACAUUAUUACAGCUGAUGUUAAGAGAAAUGUUGAGGCAAGGAAAAGCGGUGAUAAAUCCUUUCAAAACUGAGUUUCAAAAUUUACUAAAAAUCCCAACAGAAGAAGCUUUAAGAAAGAUUGAACAAUUGAAAGGAUUAGAGGAUAUUAAUGACAAUAUGUUUUCUAUGAUUGUAAUUUUUCUACAUGAUUUAGCUUCCAAGAAUGAGUUAAGAAAGCAGGUCGAAAACACUGUGGAGUUUAUACUUAAAUAA